GACUUGGCUCUCAGACUCCGUGAUCGCCGGUCGCUUCUCGAAAACCUCAGAGACCGUCUUGAUAAGAAUUUUAACACAGAUACAGAGAAAAAUAAAAAUUCACCAAGAUAAUUUUAUUGCCUGACUCCCAGAAGGCUGAUCCAGGGAUUAUUCCCCACGACAAAUUGCUGUUUUCACUGUUGAAAAAAAUUAGUGGAAAGUACCCAAAGUGACUGUGAAAAAGUUUUCUUUUUUUUUUGCUACGGAAAAUUAGUCCAGGACAAGAGUUUUCUUUUUGGUGUGUGAUUUUUUUGCCCUGAAAAAAAGUUCUGGAAGGAAAACCUCCCUCAAGUGUGUGCGUGAAAAUUUGAUACUUUUUUUUUGUGGAGUUUUCUUGCCUUCAACCCCUUUUUGUGUGCCGUAUUGAGAGGGUAGUGGAUGGGUUUUUCUAGACAGGAACUUUCCUGAACAAUGAAUUGACUGUAUAUCCGACAAAUUGCCGAAUUUUCUGCUCCAUCAUUGACCGAUUUGUCCAGAGAAAAGAGACUUUACCCCUUGGAGAGACAGCAUAAGGAAAGGCUUUCCUGCACCUAGCCCCCCUUGGACGAAAAGAGGUCUCCAUUUGAGGGAGACAGAAGCACAAGAGAGGGAGAUAGGUGGGUACGAAUUUUUUUUUCGUACUGGGUGAGAAAGCUCCAUUGAAUGAGGAGAGUGUGAAAAAGCUCCGAGUGAGAGAGAGACCACGAGAAAGGGAUAGAUAGUGGGACUUUUGAGGGCAAAGUUGAACUUUUCUUCGGGUGCGGCCAUUACAGUGCAGACAGUCGUGUGAAAAGUGCCGAACGGAAAAUUUUCAUCCAUCCACAAGAGUCCAGAGUUGCCCAUUGACGGCAAGAGUCAAAAGCCCUCCUCUGAAGCUCUGCAAAAGCACCAAAAAGAGCCAGAGGUAGAAAGCGCUCCCGAGCUUGACCGAGUCCAAAAAAUAUUCAGAGAAACCAGUCCAUUCUAGAUACGUGCAAAAGCUCCCAAGGGUAGUCCUUUCGGAGUUACGGAGACAGUUUUUCUCGCGAGUGAUUCAGUGUUGACCGUUUCUUGUCCGGCUUAGACAACCCAAAGCGGUAGGUCAGAGAAUCGGAAGACCCUUGAGGGAGGUAGCGCAGUGAAUAGGUUGAAGAUGGAGGAGACCAACGGGGCUCCGGUGGAGGUGACGUCGAACGGAGUGGCACCGGCGGAGGGUGGACCGGGGUCUGAGGUAGCCGAAGGAGGACCACCAAGUAUGGUUGGUAUUGGACCGCCGAGUCCCCUUACGGGAUGCUAUCUACUCAUUGUGAUUGGAGAGCCUUAUUCCCAAGAGCAUAAGGACAUCAUUAUACAAAGACUUGUGAAAGGAUUCCUAUCUUGGGACGUGUCAGACUGUCAUGUUGAUUUGGAGGAGGAGUUGAAUACGAUUACCCUUCAUGCGCCAGAGGGUGAAGAAGCUCGUCAUGGUGAACGAUUGAUACAGUACGCUAGUGAGAAUUUAGUUACGGAAAUUCUGAUUCAUCCUCAGUACAAUACAUUGAUUCAAUGUAUGAGAAAUCUCCUGAGCAGUUUCACUCGUCACAGACACAUCAUUCAUGCUGGCUAUACGUUCUCCGGAAAUGGAUCUUGGAUCUUGCAGGAUGGAACGUUCUCCGUGUCGGAUUUCUCUGAAGCCUUCCAGGAGCACGAAGUUCAGCGUGUCCUCCGUGCAUAUCCGGACACCAUCACCAUGGAUAUCCACUGUGCCGCUGCUGGACUCUGGACAUCCCUUCCGGACAAAGGUUAUGCGAAACUUUGCAAGAUUCGCAUCAAUCCGGUGGAUGUUCUCAAUUCUGGGAGCGAAAAGAUCAACGCAUUUAUCGACUACUUGGCGCCCAUGGUGAGUCCGGCGAGUCUUCAUGAGCUGCUGGAGACAUCAGAUGUCGUCGGAAAUAUCCGCUUCAGUCAUCCAACACUCUAUGUCUUCCCAGGGGGACAAGGCGAUGCGGCUCUCUUUGGAAUCAACGGUUUUAACAUGUUGGUCGACGGAGGAUUCAACCGGAAGGCAUGCUUCUGGGAUUUUGCCCGACAUCUAGACCGUCUGGAUGCCGUGCUAAUGACCCGACUCAACAACUGCAACAUCAACGGCAUUAGUGCCGUGGUUGAGCGUAAGCAGCACGGACAAGUGUACCCCCAAAUCGGACACUUCUUCUGCAACAUCCCAGAACGCAAGAGCAUCCUAAGCCCCGACGGUGAUAAAGAUCGCGAUCCCCUUCUCAUUGACCUCAACGAGAAGGGUCACCAGCUCGUGGCGAACCUCCGUGGUAUCAACCUGAAGCCUCAGGUAUGCUACAGGGACAUCGAACCUAUCAACCUAUACCACAAAGUGGGACAUGGAACUCUCGAUAUGUAUGUGAUAAGUCCAUCUCGAGAUGCCAAAGAGGUGAAGGAGUUCCUGCACAAAUGGGCAGCCGGUGAUUCGAGUUUGUUUAUGUCACGCGAUGCCAAAGAGUUCAGCUUCCCCAUACAGAAUCUUGUCUCCAUCUGUGCCCUACUGGUAUGGCAACCAGCCAAUCCUGAUGACACCAUCACCCGUAUCCUCUUCCCCGGCAGUACUCCUGACUACAAAAUCAUCGAGGGCUUGGAGAAGAUCAAGCAUUUGGAAUUUAUGAAGUCCCCUGUGUGCAGUGCCAAGUCAAUUGCACCAAGUUUGACACAAUCUGCCUAUGCCAAGAAGGCACUCAGGGCUGCAGGACCACCACCAAUGGACAAUGCCAAGAUGCUUCAGGAAGCAAUUCUGCCAUCCAAAGCUCCGGCCAAAGUGCCCCCUGAGAAGGACAAUCGCACCCUAGACAACAAACUUAAACCAUCUCAACCGGACAAUAAGAUCAAAGAGAGUAAACUCAAUGGACAGAUGGAGAGCUCAAGUGAGGACCUGAAGAUAGAGAAGUCCAAGGCAAUCAAAGCCCCAGUCAAAACGGUCAAACCCAAGCUGGUGGAGAAGAAGAGUGAUACUGAAGCAAAGUCUGACGACGAGAGGAAAGACGGUGAAGUGCCCAAGAGUGUUGAGGAUGACAAGAAGGUGGAUGAGACAGAGACAGAAUCUAGCAAGGAUACCGACGGUGAAACUAAAGUCAAACCCAAGAGUGAGGUCAAGGCCAAGAGCAAGGUGGACACCAAAGCCCCAAUCAGGUCUCGAAUUGAUUCUCGGCCACCAAAAUCCAUGGCUGUGAAGAAGGAUGUGACUGAGAAGAAGGAAGCAUCCACUACCAAGUCCUCCCCAACUUCCACACCAAAGAAGACAUCCGAUACCAAGAUGGUCAAUGGAACAGCCACAAAGGCCGAAGCAAAGCCUAAGGUUGUGUCUCGGCCAAUGCGUUCUAGUCCAGGGAGUACCCCAGCCAAGAGUGCCAAAGAGGCCAAUAACCGCAAAGUGCUGGAAUCCAAGCAGAAGACCGCAGCCCCAGCCAAGGCUCCUGCCAAGCCAUCCGAGAAGAAGGAACCCAUCAAGGUGGAACGCAAACCCAUUUCUCGACGUCCAAAAGGAGAAUCUCCACCUCGAAGAGUAGGUCCUGGGAGUCCCAUAAAAUCAAGAAUUAUGGGUAAGGUAGACAGGGAUGCCAAGCUCCGAAAGGCAAAGACUGACAAAGGAGGUACCACAGACUCCAGCCUGGUUUCUACUCCGAGUGCCGAUGAUGCCGCCAAGAAGGUCACUAUUGAGGCAGCAGAGAAGGAGAUUGAUCCAGAGAAGCAGAGGGAACUGGAUGAACUCAAGGAGGAACAGGAAGCAGUCCGCGAGAUUGAGGCUGUGUUCAAGCGAGACCAAGAAAAAGCCAGGCAGAAGCAAAUUCUAGCUGAACAUCGUGAUCUCGCUGCAGACAUAUCUAAGCAAGACAGCACAACUGAAGCUGAGGAAGAGGAAGAGUACUUGAUCAUCGAGAAGGAAGAAGUAGAGCAGUACACUGAAGAUUCCAUCAACGAGCCCGAGAGUAGCAUGACAAAGGAAGAGGAGAUCCAGAAAUAUCAGCGUGACUCUGAGGAAUCAGAGAAGAAACGCAAAGCUAGUCAGGAAGCCGUAGAAGAAGAAAAGGCAGAGGUUAAGGCUAAGGAGUUGGAGGAAGUUGCUGAGGAUAAGCCAAGAGUGGUGCAGAUUAUCGAAGGACCAGCAACAAUUGAGAUUGAGAAGGCAGAACAAGAAAUUGAGGAUGAAUCUCAAUUGAAGGAAAAGGUUAGCGAGGAAGUUCAGGACAUUAUCUCAUCCGCCAAAGAGAUUGCCAAAACCAAGACAGAAGGUGAACCAGCCAAGACCGAAGAGUUCUCCACCCCGAGCCCAGAAGACAAAAUAAGCAGUACCAAGAAAACUACAGACACCAAGGAAGACGGAGAAGUCGAGGGAGAGCAAGCAGGGGCAGUUAAGGAUGCGGCUGAGCAGAAUCUCGCUGAGAGUCAGCCUGAUGAGAAAAUCUCGGCUACAAUUGAAUCUGGUGCAACAACUGCUCCUACAUUGCCUGAAGAUGAACGUAUUCCUCUUGAUGAGAUCAAGGAAGAUCUGGUUAUUGAGGAGAAGUACGUUAAGGAGGAGACAAAGGAGGCAGAACUGCCUGAUAGUGCUACAGCUGUGGCGGCUGUUCCAACAAUAGCUGCAUCAUCGCCACCCAAAAUAUCCGAUCCUGCAGCUGAGCGAACUAUGCCCAGUCGAAUGCAGUUCCCAGCCCAUCAGACACCCAUUAGGGAUAUUAUCAAGACACCCGAUGAGGUGGCCGACUUGCCAGUACAUGAAGAAGUAGACUAUGUGACAUAUGAUACCGUUUCUGCUCCUGAGAGCAAAGAUGCUGUGAUUGCUGAUGCAAAGAGCAAAGUUGAGACUGAAGUAGAUAGGAAAGAACUUGAUAAGACUAAAGAGACGGAGGAACCAAAGACUGUGACUGAAGUGAAGGAGGAGCCGAAGAAAGAUGACGUCAAGGACGAGAAAACUACUUCGCCUCCUGCUGAGAAGGACCUUGUAGCUGAGGUCAAAGACCUUGGCGAAAGUGUCAAGGAAUCCCUGGUAAAAGAAGCCGAAACUGUUGACAAGAAAGUUCAAGAGAAAGUUGAAGAAGUGAAAGCCAAGGUUUCUUCAGAAGCUGAGAAACUCGAGGAAGCUGCCGCCCAAGUCAAAGAGGAUGCAAAAGAGAAAGCCCAAGAAGUUCAAGAAAUUGUCGAGGAGAAAGUUCAAGAAGCUAGUAAGGCCGCAGAGACGGUCGCAGAUAAAGUAUCUGACAAACUGGAAGAUAUAUCAAAGGAAAUUGAUGAGAAAUUUAAGGAAACAACAGAAAAAGUUGAUUCAAAGAUUGCAGAAAUCACCAAAGAUGUCAAAGAAAUGGAAGAGAAAGCUAAAGGCGGAAUUUCAUCCUUCCUGGGAGGAAUAGCUGACAACAUCAAGACUGGGAUAGAUAAGAUUGAGGAACUGACAAAGAAGACACCAAGUCCUGAAGAAGCAAUCCUCAAGGAAGCCCCAAAAGUUGAGGACAUCCCAGCAGCUGUUGAGAAAAUGCCACAACUCCCUCCAUAUGAGAUUAAGGGAUUCACAACGGAACUUCGAGAGACCCAUAUCACUACACUGGAUUCUCCAGUCAAGGAGGCCGAGCGACUUAUAGGAACAGAUGUUAAGAUCCUUGAGAAACUACCUGAACAUGCAGAUGAGGAGAAGGAAACAUCACCACCUCGUGGAACAAUGUCAUCUUUCCAGAUUGAAGACAUUAAGUAUACUCCAUUUGAACGAGAAGACUCCAAUCUCAAUGAUAUCAAGGAAGAAGAUGAAGAAGAGAGAGAAUCUCCGCCACGUAAGACACCUGAAAUCAAGGAAGCCAAGGGAGAAUCUCCAAUACCGACAAUUAUCGCUGAAGCUGAACCAGAAGAAUCAAAGUCUCCAGAGACCACAGAAAGGAAGGCAUCCAUCGAAUUCAAAGAGACUUCCAAAUCCCCAGAACUAAAGGAGCCCAAGAGAUCUGUCUCACCAAGAACACCUGAAGAAGUGGCCAAGAUCGUCGCUAAUGUAGCCGAGGUCUUGAAAUCCGAUAAAGAUCUGGAGGAAAUCAUCCCUGAUUUUGAUCCCGAAGAACUGGAGAGAAAGCUCUCUAGGGAGAGUGCAAGAAGCGAGACGGAAGCCCCAACUGUACAGAGAAUGCUGGUAACAGCAAGCAGCGAAGAUGGAGGAGAAGAGAUUGAGAUAUGUCCUCAGGGUAGUAUCAUAUUCACCCCCGAAGUCGUCUCGGGAAAAGCCUCCCCGGAUGUCACAAAGGAUCAGAAGGAGGCACCAAAACCAACUGAAGAAAAGCAAGAACCCAGCGUUGACCUUAGUCUCGAUAUGGAUUCGCAGAAAUCCUCUUCAACAAGUAUCAAGUCAAUUCCCAGUGAAUCAAAGCCAGAGUCUGGUAAAUCAUCUCCAGACAUCAAAACAUCUCCGAUUUCCGUUGAAGAAAAGGAUAAGCAUGAGCUUUCAGAGAAAGUACAACAGAAAGUUGAUGAAGUCAAAGCGAUUGAGAAAGAUGUUAAGGACGCUGUAGAGGAAGCGAAACAAGAUCUAAAGGAAGAUGGCAAAGAAAUCGAAGAGACCAAAGUUGCAAAAGAGGACCACAAAGCGCCUCCUUCACCAGGAAAAGAUAUCACAGAUCAAGCUAAGCCAUUAGAGGUUGGUGACUCUCGCAGGGAAUCAGCCUUGAGUCUUUUGAGUGAAAAAGACAUGACCAGAGAUGAGACAUCUCUUGGAAUAAGUCCUAAAGAUUCAUCUAGACCCCAUUCAUCGGCAAGUCACGCGAGUGUAAAGUCCAUUGAAGAUAUCGAAAAAGAUCAUGAACAGCCAGAAGAUAAGUCUGAUGUCAAAGUGGAAGAUGAUGGAAAGAAAUCGCCUCCCAAGGAUGACAAAGCUACAUCUCGUCCAGAAUCCGUUAUCAGCGUGAAAGAUCAAGAACUUGCGCCCUCAAAGGAGCCUUCUCGUCCUGAAUCUGCAGAUCUGGCUAAACAAACAUCAAGACCAGCCUCCGUUGUUAGCGAGAAAGAUGAGAAAGCUUCAAUUGCUUCCAAAGAACCUUCUCGUCCAGAAUCUGCUGCCAGUGAUAAGAAGGACGUCAGCAAAGCAGCAACUCCUUCGCCGACUCCUCCCAAAGAUACUUCACCACCGGAAUCCAAAGCUCCAGCUUCCAAAGAGCCAUCGAGACCAGAAUCUGCAGCCAGUCUUCCUGGCGAAAAAGACAAAUCCCCUCCAGCGGAAUCCAAAACACCCGCAAAGGAAUCUUCUCGCCCAGAAUCUGCUGCAAGUCAUGUUGAGGAUAAAAUUCCUGCCGAGUCUUCUCGCCCCGAAUCAUCAGCAAGUGAGAAAGCAGAGAAGGCAGAGUCCAAGCCAUCAUCUAAAGAAGCGUCAAGACCUGAAUCCGCUACUGCAGAGAAGGAGGAAGUCAAAGUUGAAGCAGCUUCAAAGGAACCAUCCAGACCAGAAUCAGCAGCUAGCACCAAAUCCGACAAACAAGACGAUCUCAAAGUGUCUUCAAAAGAAUCCUCUCGCCCAGAAUCUGUUGCAAAAGAAUCAGACAAACUGGAUGCUGCUCCUGCAACUUCUCGCCCAGAAUCUGCUGCAAGUCAAGUGAGCGACAAAGAUGCUGCCGUGAAAGCCGAGGAAGAAACGAAAACUCCUUCCAAGGAAGCUUCCCGACCACAAUCAGUUGCCGGAGAAAAGGAAGAGAGUGUCAAACUUGAAGAAAGCUUGAAAGCUCCUUCUAAAGAACCAUCCAGGCCAGAAUCUGCAGCAAGUGCAAAGGAUGACGCCUUGAAGCUAGAUGAAGAAACGAAAGAAUCACCAAAAGAAGUUUCCAGACCAGAAUCUGCUGUCAGUGCGAAAGAAGAAACUCUAAAAGUAGCGGAAGAUACCAAGGAAGCUUCUAGACCAGAAUCUGCAGCCAGUGGUAAAGAGGAAGCUCCAAAAGUAGCUGAAGACAUCAAAGAAGCUUCGAGACCAGAAUCUGUAGCAAGUGCUAAAGAGGAAGCACUGAAAGGUGCAGCAGAAAGCAAGGAACCCUCAAAAGACUCCUCUAAAGAAGCUUCAAGACCAGAAUCUGCUGCAAGCGCUAAGGACGAACAACAAAAAAUUGAACCACAAAAAGAAAGCUCUAGACCAGAAUCAGUCGCCAGUGCUAAGGAAGACAGUCCUAAACUAGAAGAAACUUCAAAAGCUCCAUCUAAGGAAGCUUCAAGGCCAGAAUCCGCUACAAGCGCUAAAGAAGAAGGUCUUAAAGUAUCUGGAGAAUCUAAGGAAGCCUCAAGACCAGAAUCUGCAGCAAGUACUAAGGAUGAGGCUCCUAAGGUUGAUGAUGUAGUUAAGGAUUCAAAACAAGGAUCACCUAAGGAUGCUUCUAGACCGGAAUCCGCAGCAAGUACUAAGGAGGAGGCUCCAAAAGUUGAUGGAGAAGUUAAGGAUUCAAAGCAAGGAUCACCUAAAGAUGCAUCUAGACCGGAGUCUGCAGCAAGUGCUAAGGAACAAGCUCUCAAGGUUGAUGGUGAAGUCAAGGAUUCAAAGCAAGGAUCACCUAAGGAUGCCUCUCGACCGGAGUCCGCAGCAAGUGCUAAGGAUGAGGCUCCUAAGGUUGAUGGUGAAACCAAGGAUUCAAAGCAAGGAUCACCUAAGGAUGCUUCUAGACCGGAGUCUGCAGCAAGUGCUAAGGAAGAAGCUCUAAAGGUUGACGGUGAAGCCAAGGAUUCAAAACAAGGAUCACCUAAGGACGCUUCUAGACCUGAAUCUGCAGCAAGUGCUAAGGAAGAAGCUCUGAAGGUUGAUGGUGAAGUUAAGGACUUGAAACAAGGAUCACCUAAGGAAGCAUCAAGACCAGAGUCUGCAGCAAGUACUAAGGAGGAGGCUCCUAAGGUUGAUGGUGAAGCCAAGGAUUCAAAACAAGAAUCACCUAAGGAUGCCUCUCGACCGGAGUCCGCAGCAAGUGCUAAGGAAGAGGCUCCUAAGGUUGACGGUGAAACUAAGGAUUCAAAGCAAGAAUCACCUAAGGAUGCUUCUAGACCGGAGUCCGCAGCAAGUGCUAAGGAGGAAGCUCCCAAGGUUGAUGGUGAAGCCAAGGAUUCAAAGCAAGGAUCACCUAAGGACGCUUCUAGACCUGAAUCUGCAGCAAGUACUAAGGAAGAGGCUCCUAAGGUUGAUGGUGAAACCAAGGAUUCAAAGCAAGGAUCACCUAAGGACGCUUCUAGACCGGAGUCUGCAGCAAGUACUAAGGAGGAGGCUCCCAAGGUUGAUGGUGAAGCCAAGGAUUCAAAGCAAGGAUCACCUAAGGAAGCCUCUAGACCUGAGUCUGCAGCAAGUGCUAAGGAGGAGGCUCCCAAGGUUGAUGGUGAAGUCAAAGAUUCAAAACAAGAAUCAACUACGGAUGCUUCUUCAAAACAAGACAGUCCUAAAGUUGAAGAGGAUCAAAAAAUGCCUUCUAAAGAAUCAUCUCGAUCCCCAUCUGUUGCUGGUGAUAAAGUAGAUAGCAAGACGGGAUCUAAGGAUCCAUCUAGGCCAGAGUCAGCCGCAGGAGAAAAGAAGGAAGAUGAAGUAAAGGCUCCAUCCAAGGAGACUUCUAGACCAGAAUCAGUCGCAGAAGGAAAGAAAGAAGAUGAGGCAAAGGCUCCAUCCAAGGAACCAUCUAGGCCAGAAUCAGUCGCAAGCACCAAAGAGGAAUCUGCAAAAGUUGAAGAGGAAACCAAAAGUCCGCCCAAGGAAGCAUCCAGACCAGAAUCUGUAGUUAGUCAUGUAAGUGACAAGGAGACAGAUUUGAAGGUUAAAGAGUCAUCUCGUCCAGAAUCAGCUGCAAGUGAUAAGGGUAAGGACGCUUCGAAGGAAGCGUCAAGACCAGAUUCAGUAGCUAGUCACGUAAGUGACAAAGAAGAACCAACUAAGGAAGAACCUGGACAAAAAGACGUCCCUAGACCUGAAUCUGCGAAGAGUGGAGAUAUCAAGGAGCAAGAGGAGCAAACAAAAGCUCCUUCCAAAGAAGCAUCACGCCCAGAGUCAAGAAUGAGUGAGAAAGACGCACAAGAAGAAAAGAAAGCAUCUCCAGAUAAAGAUAAACUGGAAGAGUCUAAGUCGCCACCUAAAGAAGUAAGUCCUGAACCAAAGCCUCCUGCAAAAGAAUCUUCACGUCCAGAAUCAGCCAUUGAGGAUGCAGGAGACAAAGCUACAGUAGACUCUAAGAGCGCCUCAAAAGAAACUUCCAGGCCUGAAUCUGUUGCAAGCGCGAAGGAUGAAGGCAAAGAAAUCGCAUCUAAAUCACCCGAACCAACCAGUGUUCCGGAACCAUCAAAGAGUCCAGCAAUCACAGAAACACCACAACCAUCAAAGACCCCUGAAACCUCAAAAGCACAAGAGAAAUCAUCUUCUCGUCCAGAGUCAGUCGCCAGUGUCAAAGAUGAUGAACAACUGAAGCCAUCCUCAAAGGAGUCAUCUCCACGUCCACAAUCAGUUGCUUCCGCUGAAGGUGAAAAAGCCACAGAAAAAUCUCAGGAAAUCAGAGAAACAUCACGUCCAGUUUCUGCAACUAGUCAAGUGAGUGAUACUCAUGAUAAACCCAUUUCAGCCGAUCUCAAGGUAGAAUUCAAGGAAUCAUCGCGUCCAGCAUCAUCAGCUAGUCAUGUGGAUGAUGACAAAGGGAAGAAGACACCAAGUCCAGAAGUCGCCAAAGAGAGCUCACGUCCAGAAUCACAGCAGAGUCAUGAGAGUGAUAGGGAUGGAAUGAGAGUCCUUCCACAUCCAACUCCAGCUCCUAAGAAAAUUGAGACAUCUCGCCCAGGAUCAGCUCUUAGCGAUGUCGACGAGAAGUAUCCAAUGGAGAUGUCCAUUUCACCGCGUCCGGAUUCAGUGGCAAGUCAUGCCAGUGACAAAUCUCCAAGCCAUGGGGCACGUUCCCGGUCUUCAUCGGUAGCGAGUGAUCGAGAUGAGGACGAAAAAGCACUAAUCAAGGAAAUCCGCUCAAAGUCUGUGUCAUCGAUAAUGGUCACGAGUAUGUAUGGAGCAGCCUGUGAUUCCCGACCUCUAUCCGCUCUGGAUGAAGUAGUUGAGUACACAAAAGACGACGCUGAGGCCCUUUCCAAGGUCAUCACUGAACAACGCCCACUGAGUGGUUGCGACACGUUCACAGACAAGGAGAUCCCGGACCAGAAAUACCCAGACACUCUGGACAUUGAGAGGAAACUAUCCAUCUCCCCGGAGAAUGAAGUUUGCGGGAAGUUAUCUCCAGAACUCAGUACAAGUGGGAAAUCAUCUCCACUUUCAUCGUCUGAUAAGAAGUCUGAAGAAAAAUCCGUCGUAGACAAGCUUGCUGAAAGCUUUAAGGCUGAAGUCCAGGAAAUUUCAUCCCAAGUGGAGAAGGUAGCUGAGACAGUUACUGAGAAAAUCACGGAAAAAAUUGAACAGAUAUCUGAAAAGAUCGAGAUCUCUGAGAAGAUCGAAACAACCAAGGUUGAAAUCGCUUCGAUGUCGUCAAAGGAAGUCCCAGACGAUCUAAAGCUGAAGGACGCGAAAGUUAGUGAGGACAAGAAGGAAAAAACUGACACAAAAACACCUCCAACAGCCCCUGUGAGUCCGGGAGUGAAAGCCACCCCAUCAACAGAUGCCUCGACAAUCUCCUCACCAAAAGACGUGUCGGGUAAAUCGAGUCCAGGUGCUUCUGGUGGAGUUACAAGCUCUGAAAGUGUCUCGAAGUCCAUUGCAACAUCGUACGGAUUAGGGUCUGCAGGAGAACCCUCAGAAGCUUCACCUCAGCCAACCUCACCGUUCCCCAAGGUGAGUCCAGGUGAGGAAUCAAUCGAAACAGUCACGACAACUGUGACAUCAAGUACUGUGGUAUCAGAGACGAAAGUUCUUGAAGAAAAGGAGAGUAGUAGUGGUAUAUCUACAACGGUAACAAAGAUGGAGAUAAUGACAGUAGAUAAGCCGAAAGCUGAAGGUGAAACUCAGCAAAAGGUAGAAGAAGUCGCUUCAGCUGUUGAUGAUAAGCUCGUUAGCGAUGAGGAAGUAGCCAGUUCUCCACUCAGUGCAGCUUCACAUGCUUCAAAAUUCACCUACGACUACGAUCUCCAGAGAUCAAGCUCAGGCGUCAGCAAACGUUCGGAAUUCGACUUGGACGAGAGCCAAGACGACAUUCCACCUCAGUAUGGAAGUGAGGAAGUAAAGUCCGCCAUUCCCAUUUCAGCCACCUACAAGGCAGAUCCUAUGAGUGCCUCAAUCUACGGAGCACUCCCUGAUGAAGAGAAGACUACAGAAACCAUUGUGACCAGCAAAAUCACCCUAGAAUCUCUGGAGAGCAAGAAAUCAGCCGAUCACAAAUUCCUCGAUGAAGCUGACCUAGAUUUCGAGAAAGCUCUCGAAGAAACCCGCCAAGUUCGAGGACCUGAAGUCAUGUCCAGCAUCACAGCAAAGUAUGAGUUCUCACCAUCGAAACAGUCCACAAUUGUCCAGGAAGAAUCAACCUUCCACCUUGAGGAUAUCCAGAAAACUGUGAAGCAUCAAGUUACAGAAUCUUCAAGUGUCACAACAUCAGCCACUUCAUCAACAUCCACCACAACAUCAACAACAACAACCACUGUGGAAUCCCAGAAAGAAAAAGAGGAUCUCCUGGCAUCCUGGGGCAAACCCCUAGGACUGCCAUCACCUGCCCCAAUGGCAGCUGAAAAUGAGAUGAAGACUACACCGAAGAAGGAGCGAAAACUCAUCAUCAGCAAGACAAAGAUGAACAACGAAAAGAACCUGAGAAAGCGAUCGGAGUCACCGAUCAAGGGGAAGAAGAACACCAGUCCUGUCUACAUUGAUCUCACUUAUGUACCCCACCACGGGAACUCCUACUACUCCCAUGUGGAAUUCUUCAAACGCGUCCGGGCGCGAUACUACGUCUUUUCCGGCACAGAGCCCAGUCGUGAUGUCUACAACGCUCUCCUCGAGGCGAAGCAAACAUGGGAGAACAAAGACUUGGAAGUUACCAUCAUUCCCACGUACGAUACGGAUGUUCUUGGAUAUUGGGUUUCUGAGAAUGAGGAUCUCCUGGCAAAGUACCAUAUCGACCUGUCACCAUCUGCAUCGCGCUGCACAAUCAAUCUGCAAGAUCAUGAGACCUCGUGUUCGGCCUAUCGCCUGGAAUUCUAGGCUACGGGGAUGUUUGUAGCCUUUUCGUCGCGGAUGGAUUCAAAACACUCAGAUCCAGAGUAAAAAAAACAAAAUGGAUAGAGAGAAAAGUAACAUAAAAGUUGAGUAAGAAUUUCCAUAUUAAUUUUUUUUCUGUUAACCAUUUUCCAAUUGGCAAAAAAAAAGCACAGAAUACGAUGAACUAGUCAUGAAUGAUAGCUUUUUUUUUCAAAGUCGAAAAACUUAUUGGAAUGAUAUUGAAAAUAAAUUUGCAUUAUUUACCAAAGAAUAAAAAGUGAUUGAAAUAAAUUUAAAAAAAAAAAAUUUAAAAAAAUAUUGAAAAAACAAAAACUAAUGCACUUUAGUGGAAUAAAAUGUGCCUCAUGUCCACGUUUGUGUUUGUUACUUUUGAAACUUUCUUAUUAAUAGAGGAUGAUAAAACAGGAAGAGCAUAGGUAUCCAAAUUGACAAUUUAAAAUAAAAAAAAAGUAAAAAUAAAUCAAAAAGCUUUGUUGAAACUAUUUUUUUAAUUCUCAGAAAGGGAUAAAAAAUAGUGUUUUUUUUUGAGAGAGAAUUAUAUCCAUGUUGAAAAUGCUACAAUGAAAUCACUUAUAAGGAGGUUAUUCUGAUCAAAGUUGAGGAAGAAGGAUCAUCGAGAAACAUCAAAUAGCUUGCUAAACAAAUCCAUGAAAGAGCUUAUUUAAUAAAAGAAACACAAAGACAUUUAAAUGAAAGAAUUAAAUAACCUUAAAAAAAACCUUUAAAUAUUUUAUGCCAAAGAGAGAGAAAAAAUUCUUAAAAUCCACACAUUUUUUCACUAGAUUUUUUGAAAAAAAUUUAAAAAAUAAAAACAAAAAUCAUAAGUUCAAUUUCACAAUAGAAUUUCUCUUUAGAGCGUAAUAAGAAAAUGAAACAUUUCAGGACAAAUGUGUGGUUAAUAAAAAAAAAACGUGGUCAAUAAACAAGCUCCAGAGAGUUGUUAUAAAAUAUAUACCAAAUGAAAUAAAUGAUUUUUAGCUGACAAUUUAAAAAAAUAAAAAAAAACACUCACACCACUAUUAUAUCAAAUUUGAUGUUAUAGAAUUUAGAUGAAAUAUUUCAAACUUUUCAAAAGAACCUAAAUAAAAAAAAAAACAAGUUAUAUUAAAAAUAAAUUUAAAAAAAUACCGUUCAUAGAUGAAGAGCAAAACAAUUGGAAAGGCAUUCAAGAAUAAACUAUAUGAGAAUGAGUUUUAUUAAAAAUAAAAUCGAAGCAGCAAGUCAGUACCUAUUAAAUAGUUAUUUAAAAAAAAAUUGAAAAAAUAAUAAAAGAAAAAAUCACUAAGAACAAUUAAUUAGUAAAAAAUGAUGAAAAUCUUUCCUCCAAUUCAAUAAAAUGACAAUUAUAUACGUAGCAGAAAUAAUAAUCCAAAAAAACUCAAAAAAUAGAUUUUUUUGCCAAAACCCAAAAAAACAAAGUUUCUUAAAUGGAAAAAUUCAAAAGCACUUCAUAAUUUUGAACACUCGAAAUCACUCACAAAGAUUGAAAAAAAAACGAGAGAAAGAAUUAUUGAUGUUAAAUUAGAAAAAAAGAAAAUUUACAUUUAAAACAAAUUGGAAAAAUUAUAUAUUUGAAAAAAAAAGAAUUUAAAAUUCAAAAAUUAGUAAAAAAAAAACAAAAAUUUCUCAAAGAAAUAAAUCUCUAGUAAAAGAAUUCUCAUGAUAAAAAAUCAUUUAAAAAAAAAAACAUCACACAUUUCAUCAAAAUAUUAGCAUCAUUACGACCAAAGAGAUUGAAAAAAACCUAUUAAUUGUUGUUGAUCAUCAAGAAUUGUAUCAAGAAACUAUUUACCAAAAAAAUAACAAAUUAUAUAGUGAGAAAAACAAAAUGAUAUUAAAGUUUCUAAUCGUCUACAAUCAUUUAUCAUUGAAUUUCAUGAAUGAGACAAGCGGAUAAGAACAAAUUUUUAAUAAAGCAUGCAAAAAUUUUAUUAUUUUUUUAAUUUUGUUCCCAAAAUCCGGCACAAUUUAUCAAAUUUUAUUGGCAUGAUUCUCUCCUUCACUUUAAUCAAUUUAAAAAAAAAUCUACCAGCAAAAAAUCACCGUAGACGAUUUUCCAUCUAAUCUGAACCUCUAACAAUAUAGAAAAAAAAAACAAUUGUGAAGAAAAAAUACAAUUCAAAGCGUGCAUUGUGAUACAAAAAAAAUUAACUAAAAAAAGAAUAUAAAAAAUGAACCUGAAUUGAAGAAAAAAAAACAAAAAAAGUAAAAAAUAAUACUCUAGAGAGCAUUAACAAAUUUUAAUCAUUAUUUUUUAAUUGAUCUUAUGAAAAAAAUAAAUAAAAGGAGUAGUUAAAAAAAACAAAUCCUUUCCCAUAAUCUUUUUUAAUAAAACUAGCAAACUCCAAAAGAAAUCGAAUCAGACAAGGGUUCAAAUCGAUUUUAGAGCAAGAAAAGCUUCUAAAUUAGCAAAAAAAACAAAUUUUAAAAAAGAGCAACUUUAGAUAAAGAUCAUAAUAAAUUUCCUGACGACUUUUAAAUCACAAAAACAAUGCUUUGGCUUUAGAAAAAAUCGUCGUCAAAAUAGGCAUAAAAAGACCUUUUUUCAGACAAAAAGAAAAUAAA
This is a messenger RNA of Phlebotomus papatasi, 15709 nucleotides long. RefSeq names its product microtubule-associated protein futsch (gene futsch). Gene Ontology annotation, molecular function: microtubule binding; actin binding. Gene Ontology annotation, biological process: regulation of microtubule depolymerization; microtubule cytoskeleton organization; dendrite development. Bases 1151 to 13126 code for a protein of 3991 amino acids. Gene Ontology annotation, cellular component: dendrite; neuronal cell body; cytosol. The transcript has 7 exons. The record is from RefSeq and is a predicted model, not a curated record. NCBI's taxonomy places the organism in Eukaryota, Metazoa, Arthropoda, Insecta, Diptera, Psychodidae.